AUGAGCACAUCCGUCAGCGGCCCAGAACACGAGUUUGUUAGUAAAUUCUUGACCUUAGCUACGCUAUCUGACCCGAAGCUACCAAAAAACUACAUUCGGCCUCUAAAGGAUGUUGCCAAUUUGGGUGUUCCAUUACCCACUUUGAAAUACAAAUACAAACAGAAUCACGCCAAGAAGUUAAAACUGCAACAAGAUGAAGGGGGAAAAACGGACGCCGCCGUGCACUUGACCUUGAAGAAAAUUCAAGCACCUAAGUUCUCCAUUGAGCAUGAUUUCUGCCCAUCAGACACCGUCUUACAGAUAAAACAGCACUUGAUCGACGAGGAAAAAGCGUCCCAUGUGAGCGAAAUCAAAUUGCUUCUAAAAGGCAAAGUUCUCCACGAUAACCUGUUCUUGUCGGACCUGAAGAUCGGACCUGCAAACUCCACAAUUACUGUGAUGACUAAACCGAAUCCGACGGUCGCCAAGGAGUCCGAAGUAACAAAACCCACUCCUUCUCCCUCCCCUGCGUCUGCUCCGGUACAAGAAUUGACUGUCCCUUGGGAUGACAUCGAAGCCUUACUGAACGACAAGUUCAAGAACAACCAGCCUGCGGCUGAACUGAUCAUGGAGCGUCUACAAAAAGGCUGGUCUCUGACUAAAUAA
Messenger RNA from Saccharomyces kudriavzevii IFO 1802, 645 nucleotides. It is a transcript of the gene MDY2, whose product is annotated as Mdy2p. The transcript has a single exon. NCBI's taxonomy places the organism in Eukaryota, Fungi, Ascomycota, Saccharomycetes, Saccharomycetales, Saccharomycetaceae. The record is from RefSeq and is a predicted model, not a curated record. Gene Ontology annotation, molecular function: protein binding. The coding region runs from base 1 to 645 and encodes 214 amino acids.